AGGUCGGAAUUGGGCUGCGUUCCCCUAUUAAUAAUAUUCCUCCAAAGAAAGAUUCCGACCGGCUUGAAAAAGAUCUCGCGCACGUUUUUUAUCGCAUUUCCACGUAAUUUCCACGCGAUUAAUCCACGCCAGAGUGUCCAAGUGACUGAUUGUGUGUUUUACAAGAAUAAUUGUUUCCCAAUUGACGGAGAAAUUGUGACAAAUGAGGGCGAUUUUGGGGAGUCUCUUUCUGUGGCUCUUUGUCCACCAGAGUGUCGCCUUGUACCCCUCGUCGAGUGACGUGGUGGACUUGACACCAGCAAACUUCGAUCGGCUCGUUCUGCAGGGAGACGCCGUGUGGGUGGUUGAAUUCUACGCCCCAUGGUGUGGGCACUGCAAAUCCCUCGUCCCUGAGUACCAGAAGGCCGCCACGGCGCUCAAAGGAGCCGUCAAGGUGGGCGCUGUGAAUGCUGAUGAGCACAAAAGCCUCGCGGGGGAAUACGGAGUGCGUGGCUUUCCAACACUGAAGAUCUUUGGGGCGAAUAAAAAGUCUCCCAUUGACUAUAGUGGCCAACGUACAGCUGAUGCAAUUGCGGAGGCGGCUCUUGCGGAGGUGAAGAAGAAGGUAAAGGCAGCCCUGGGUGGGAAAGGUGGCAGCAACGGUGGCGGAAGUGACUCGAAUGGAGGCAAAGCCGAUGAUGUCAUCGAACUGACGGAUUCCAAUUUCGAUAAACUCGUCCUGAACAGCGAUGAUGUGUGGCUGGUGGAGUUCUUUGCCCCCUGGUGUGGUCACUGCAAGAACCUCGCACCGCACUGGGCCAAGGCAGCCAGUGAACUCAAAGGAAAAGUCAAAUUGGGCGCCUUGGAUGCCACAGUUCACCAGCAAAAGGCACAGGAGUACGGAGUUCAGGGAUAUCCGACAAUUAAAUUCUUCCCAGGAGGAAAGAAGGAUCGUGAUUCGGCGAGGGAUUACGACGGAGGCCGCACAUCAUCGGAUAUUGUUUCCUGGGCACUUGACAAGUAUGCUGAGAAUGUUCCAGCUCCGGAAGUUUAUGAAUUGCUCUCCCAGGACGUCCUAACGACGGCAUGCGAAGGAAAGGCUCUGUGUAUCAUCUCGGUGCUGCCACACAUCCUGGAUUGCAAUGCUAAAUGCCGGAAUGCCUUCAUUGGCAUCCUCCGGGACAUGGCGGAGAAGUACAAGGCUAAACAAUGGGGCUACGUGUGGACGGAAGCACUGGCACAGAGUAAAUUGGAAGAGAAUCUGGGAAUGGGUGGAUUCGGCUAUCCCGCCAUGGCUGUGGUGAAUCUGAAGAAGAAGAAAUUCUCCAUUCUCCGCGGAUCCUUCUCCAAGGAAGGUAUCAACGAAUUCCUCCGGGAUAUUUCCUACGGACGCGGUCAAACAGCCCCUAUUCCCGGCGAUGGAGACAUCAAAGUGGCCACAGUGGAAGCGUGGGAUGGUCAAGAUGGGCAAUUGCCCGAAGAGGAAGACAUCGAUCUGUCAGACGUGGUGCUAGAUGAUGUCAAGGAGGAGCUCUAAAUCACACAUUCUAGUUUAUAUUCCAAUUGUGAGACUGUCUCGGGGUGUUUUUUCUCUUUUCUAUUAAUUAUUGUGUUUAAAUGAGAAUUUUUUUUUGUGAAAAGCCAGUGUUUUUGUAAAUCUUCCAGAAGAAAACAAAAAGAGAGAAAAUAAAUCAAGUCGUAUAAAAUUUA
Lutzomyia longipalpis is the source of this 1689-nucleotide messenger RNA. RefSeq names its product protein disulfide-isomerase A6 homolog (gene CaBP1). Gene Ontology annotation, cellular component: endoplasmic reticulum lumen. Gene Ontology annotation, molecular function: protein disulfide isomerase activity; protein-disulfide reductase activity. The record is from RefSeq and is a predicted model, not a curated record. The coding region runs from base 203 to 1516 and encodes 437 amino acids. The transcript is spliced from 2 exons. Gene Ontology annotation, biological process: response to endoplasmic reticulum stress. NCBI's taxonomy places the organism in Eukaryota, Metazoa, Arthropoda, Insecta, Diptera, Psychodidae.